Molecule: messenger RNA, 1611 nt
Organism: Coregonus clupeaformis (lake whitefish)
Lineage: Eukaryota; Metazoa; Chordata; Actinopteri; Salmoniformes; Salmonidae
Product: DNA repair protein XRCC4
Exons: 8
Coding region: 308-1240 (310 amino acids)
Biological process (GO): positive regulation of ligase activity; double-strand break repair via nonhomologous end joining; immunoglobulin V(D)J recombination
Cellular component (GO): DNA ligase IV complex; nucleus; DNA-dependent protein kinase-DNA ligase 4 complex
Molecular function (GO): DNA binding
Source: RefSeq, a predicted model, not a curated record
CUUCAAAUAUCUUUGUUUUCAACACAUGCGUUGAUUCCUUGAAGCCCUCAUGAAAAGAUGCACAGUAUUUUAAGUCUGUGUACACAAGCUAGCGCAAACUAUUAGCUAGGUACUUUAGUUGGUUUCUUUAGUAUCGAAAAUAAAUGCAGUCAGUGCAUCAUUUAUUUCAGUGGUGUACAGUUUAAACGCUAGAGACAGUGGUGACAAGACCUAACUUACUUCUGAAACGCGGAAGUCAAGGUAUUACUCUGAGGUGAACUCAUUCAUAAGAGGUCUGGCGCUAGAGGAGGGACUGUAUUUGGGAGGCAUGAGUGGUACGGUCCGUCAGAUCAGUGUGGUGUUAGACCCGAGCACCCCCUAUUUCCUGCGGGUUGACUGGGCUGAAGACCUGGGAGCUGGGUACACUCUCGCCCUCAGUGACGGCAGCUCAUCCUGGAUCGGAGAAGUACCAGAGGAGGAGGUGACGAGGGAAGCCAAGGAGUUGGGAGUGAAAAGGGAGAAAUAUGUGGAAGAUCUUCAUCAGGCACUGACCGGAGGAGGAGAAAGUGGAAAAGGAAGUGGAGGAGUGGCAGAAAAGGAGGAGUACCUGUUCCACCUCUCCCCUGACCACGGUUGUCUGUCGUAUGAGAAGAAGACCCAGAUAGGCGUUUUGGUGAGCGUGGGUGCGGUGGAGCUGCACCCUGCCCCUGACCCUGUGGAGCUCAACAGGGAGAUGAUAGGCCACACUCUGGAGCACAGCGCUGACCUGGAGGCAGAGAACAGACGGUUGCAGGAGAAGAACCAGACACUCCGGCAGGAGCAGCAGCACAUCCUUGCAGAUCUGGAGCAGCAUGUCCAGGACAUAGAGACGAUGGAGGGAGACCUGUUCUCUCGUUUCAUCAUGGUGCUCAACGAGAAGAAGGCCAAGAUCAGGGCCCUGCAGGACACCAUCAGACACUUCCAACAGCAGCUGGACCAGGGUGUGGAAGAGCAGGAGAACCACCGGGUAACUGGGGUAACUGUCAAAUCCAAGGCUGGUGACAGUAUUAAAAAGGACCAGAAGGAGGAGGACGACCUGCCUCAGAGCUUCCACCCGUCUCAGGCACCCACCGUGCUCAUCAGAGACGUUUCAAGCCAGACGAGCUCUAUGGAGGUAACUGUGAGUGACAGCAAAGAUGUGUUGCCCAGCUGCAAGCAUGGGCUCUGUUAUCCCCAGAGCCCAGAGUCAAAGGUCAAGAAGCCCUCUCCAGACCAGAAGUAAACUCACAGGAAGGACCCACCAAUGUGAGCUGAGUGGAUAACCAUUCAGGAUGCCGUUUCGAGGUUUUUCUCAGCAUCACAGCCAAGCUAAAGGAAAACAGACUUUCAAUGACUCACCACUGUCAAUGCAGUGCGUUGAUUUUAAGAAAGGUUCUACAAAACCAUUUGAUUUAAUUGUAUGUAUUGUUUGUUGUCAAGGGAAUACCACUGUACAAUGUGGAAGAGGAAGUUAAUAUUAGUGAAAUGUUCACCCCCUAAGAAAUGUUCGCCAUACACAUUUUAUUUUGUUUUGGGACAUUGUUCUUAGUUUAUUAUAAUAUGGAUCAAACUCUUUUUGUUUUUCAUGUCUUAUAUACACUACCGUUCAAAAGA